CGCCGCCGCUCUCAUCUCGCUGAGUUCAGCCGCGAACCUCAACUCCGACCGCUGCAAACCCGCGACGACGGCGAUCUGCCGAGCGCGAGUGCGCCUGCCCUCCCGUCCGCCGGUUCGCCAGGCACGCGCUCUCUGACCAGCAGCAGCAUCACCACCACCACCACCACCACCACCACCACCACCACCACCACCAGCACCAGCACCACCACAAUCACCACCACCACCACCACAAUCACCACCACCACCAGCACCGCGCCGCGCGCCUGGCCAGCCAACAUGACGUCCACCAUGGAACCGACGGACACAAUCCCGACGGAGCACCUGCAGCGCAUCCUUCAGGAGGUCACCGAGAAGAAGGGCAUCAAGGAACCGAGGUACACGGUGUCCGUCGGCAGCAAGCCGGGCGACAACUACCUGGGCCUGCUGUACCGCGUCGAGGUGAGGGAGGGCGAGGCCGCCGAGCCCACGCUGCGGCUCAUCGCCAAGCUCAUGCCCAGGAGCGAGCGACGCCGGAGGGAGACGCGCAUGGUCGUCUUCUUCGACAACGAGUGCAACGUGUACCACACCGUCCUGCCGGGCCUGAACCGCUUCGUCGGCGAGGUGCGCGGCGCGGACGUGGACGCCCGCGACUCGUCGUUCCCGUACACGGCGCCGUUGCACCACGCGCACCAGGGCGGCGUCGAGGGCGAGGACACCAUCGUGCUCGAGGACAUGAGGCCGCUCGGCUUCACGCUGCAGGACCGGAAGGCGGGGCUCGACGAGCACCACGUCCGCGCGGUGCUGCGCGCGCUCGCCCACCUCCACGCCGCGUCCAUCGCCAUGCAGGACCAGCGGCCCGACGAGUUCGCCAAGCUGCGCGGCCACGUCAGGGAGACGCUGUUCUGCGCGAGCAACCCCUGCGCGUCGUACCUCGAAGAGAUGGUGCAGCGUACCUAUGGUUACAUCAAAGAAAGGUUCCCGGAGGGAAGCGCGGGCUACAUCAAGAUGAAGAGUCUACUGGAAGGGUACAUUGGAGUGAUGGCUGAGCUGACCGCCGAAAGCAAAGACGGCGGUAACGCCAUACUCCAUGGCGACACGUGGACCAACAACGUGCUCUUCAAGCACAGCGAGGCGGGUUCUGUAGAGGAGGUGUGUCUGCUGGACUUCCAGCUUGCCCGAUUCGGGCCGCCCGUCUUGGACAUCGCGUACCUGGUUUACUGCUGCACAGUCCGCGAGUUCCGCGACAAACACCUCGACAAGCUCCUCGGGGAAUACCACGACCAGCUGUCCGCCAACCUGCGGCGGCUAGGCAGCGACCCGGACAAGGUGUACUCUCGGGAGACCAUGCAAGCGCAGCUGCGCGAGCGCAUGCGCUUUGGCCUGGGCAUGGCCGUGAUGACCGUGCCCCUGUUCUUGGCCGACCCGGACGAGAUCCCCGACAUGGACGAGCAGUUCGAAAAGGGGGCGGACAUGAAAGAAAUGCUGAAGGUGGAGACCAAGAGUGCGCCCGAGAGGAACAAACGCAUCAGCGACGUGUUGGAGGAGAUGAUGGAACGUGGCUGGAUAUGACGGGCGACAACAGCAGCAAUAGUGUCAGGCGAGCCGAGAUAGGAGCUAGCGAAGAGACGCUACGUAAGUUACCACUCACACGAUUGCAAUCACCAAAAAGUCUCAGAAGUUAAUCCAUCCGCCCAAAAAGUGGGUUGGCAGCAGCAACAACAACAACAGGGUAAAUUUCUACUUUAAACCACCUCACCUAUGAUACAAAUGAAAUUCAAAGGUGAUAUUUUUAAAUAGUAUUAUUAUUGAAUAAACUGAUUGAAAAAUGA
Messenger RNA from Frankliniella occidentalis (western flower thrips), 1808 nucleotides. RefSeq lists its product as uncharacterized. Bases 277 to 1548 code for a protein of 423 amino acids. NCBI's taxonomy places the organism in Eukaryota, Metazoa, Arthropoda, Insecta, Thysanoptera, Thripidae. The record is from RefSeq and is a predicted model, not a curated record. The transcript has 5 exons.